Molecule: messenger RNA, 2832 nt
Organism: Branchiostoma belcheri (Belcher's lancelet)
Lineage: Eukaryota; Metazoa; Chordata; Leptocardii; Amphioxiformes; Branchiostomatidae
Product: DNA damage-regulated autophagy modulator protein 1-like
Exons: 8
Coding region: 167-943 (258 amino acids)
Source: RefSeq, a predicted model, not a curated record
UGUUUUGAUCGGAGCGAAACUCCGACUUCCGGUUUCUGCUGUCAGCAGAGAAAGAUUUUUGUGACCUUCUGGAGGAAAAACCCGGCAUGUGACGCAGGAGUUCUGCUUUUGGUUUCCAGACCUGUCCGGGUCGCUACUCUACGUUUGUAGACGACAGAAGUGGUGCAUGAUGGGAUUCUGGUUCACGGAGGGGCUGAGUUUCCUGCCGAUCGGGCUGGGCGUCUGGACGACCGCUACCAUGGUAACGACCUACAUCAUGGCCGUCCUGCGCGGCGAUGUCGUGCCCGACUUCCCCUACAUCAGCGACACAGGAGACAAGAUCCCAGAGAGCUGUGUGUUCGGCCAGAUGCUGAACAUAUCUGCAUUCCUCAGUCUGGGCACCAUGUACGUUCGAUAUAAGCAGGUCGAGGCGAUGAACCAGACAAACUCCCGCGGCGUGCGGCUGCUGAACAAGGUCGGCCUGUGGGUCGGGCUGCUGACCUCGGUCGGCCUCACACUCGUGGCAAACUUCCAGGAAGGUAACGUGAAGACAGUACAUUUCAUCGGCGCUGCGCUGGUGUUCGGGAUGGGAGUGGUGUACAGCUGUCUCCACACCGCUGUCUCGUAUCGUCUCUACCCUGCCUAUGCCUCGCUGCGACUGUGCCGCGCCCGGGCCGCCAUUACUGCCGUCGGGGCUCUCGCCAUGAUCAUCGCAUUUGGGACAGCUAUGUCAGCAAAUUACCAGUGGGCAACACACGAACAUGCACACGACAGGCUACACUGGCAGCCUGGGGACCCGGGCUAUGCCCCCCACGUGGCCAGCACCAUCAGUGAGUGGAUCAUGGCCAUCGCCUUCCUGUUUUAUUUCUUCACCUUCAUCCCAGACUUCCAGCUAACGGAGAUGGACGCAGUCAUUCGCCUCAAGUGGGAGGAACUCAGCGAGACAAGCCCACUUAUUACUUAAGGUGUGCGGAAGGAGCCCUCUUAUUCUUUAAAGGUCUGAGAGAAGAGCCCUCUUAUGUGUUUAUCUCAAAGAAACCAGGGGAACUGUUCAUGUUACUCUUUGGAGUACAUCAUCAAGUGUGCAGUACAAGAUUAUGUAGAAAAAUUACACCAAGGUGCUUCUAUUUUCCUUGAUUUAGUCAAUAUUGACUAGCAGAGGCCAUAUUACUAGUAUACAAUAGGAGAAGUGUCAUAAUUUUGUAUAGAUUACAUUUACAUAUAGUGUUUAACUCUGUUCAGUAGAGUACUAGUACAUGUACCGUACAGGAACUAAAUUUAGCACUGUGUUGAAACUAAUAGCGGUAUAGUAGAUGUUAAAGAACUGAUACAGUGUCAAACUCUGACCAAUAUAGUAUAUUGAUAGGGACUGAUGCAGAACUAUGUGCAGUAAGUCAUAGAGAGAGAGACAUGUACAAUGUCAUGUAUAUUGAUGGAUAAGUGUUUAAUUCUGUGCAGUAGUGAAACAAGUGUUACCAAAGGGAAAAUGGCAAUAUGCAGUUCAGAAAGAUGGUUGGUAUGUUAGAUAUAAGGGAAGGACUGUCCGUUUUAACCAACUCAAUUAUGACAAGAUUUUACCAUAUUAGUUCCUAAAGGAAAAGUUCUACGAAGUAACGUACAUAGUAGUUUGUAUGACUAUAAUGUAAGGCUGAAAUUGAGCUGAACUUGUGGUGAAAAAGUUGGCCAGCGGAAUAUUUUAUUGGGCCUGACAGGCUGGUUUCUCAUGUUAUCAUGGGAGCAAAUUGAAGUUUUGUAAAUUUCUAGAAUUUGUCAAGUUUUCCUCUAAAUAUUGUAUUUUAAAAUAGGUAUAUGUGCCAAGUUAUCAGUAUGAGUGCCAAGCUGAUAUAACCGAAACUCUGUGUACAUUGAAACUGUGCUUAUAUAGUUAUACCUGUGCAGCUUAACCAUUACUUCAGACAAUGUAAAAAUGAUUGUUGCAAUAUCCUGAGAAUUUACAAACCCAGGGCUGAGCCAUGGAACUAUUCUGCUUUUAAAUGUAAUAGGAACCAAGUAAUUGGUGCAUUUUCUGUACCAGCAAAGUUUGGGAAAGUGUUACUGUCGUCAUGCAGUUUUUGAACGUUUACAAAAAUGCUCUGCAGUAAGAAUGCUGAAUUCUUGUGCCAUGUUGCAAACUUUCUACAAAGUUGUGCCAUGUUGCAAAAUCCUUCAAAGUUGCAAUGUGCCAGGUUGCGUAAUUCUACAAUGUUGCAUUUGAAUCACAAGUUGAUUCCGCAGUACAACAUUAUUAAUGUUACAUUAUGAAAAUGAAGCUGCAAUAUGACUUGAUUUUGUACACUGAUGAAACUGUGCCUUACAACAUAGAUGUAGCCUCCUGCGCAGAUUUUUCUAGUGACCUACUUUGUUUCUAUGAUGAUCGUAGUGGUAUGUUUUCGCUGGGAGGUAGCUGUAUCCAUGCUGUACCAGAACACAAACCCAGCGCUCAUUGUAACAAACGCAGGCAGGAGGCUAGUACAUGUUGGUGAACUGUUGAACAAGACCUCCUAGCUAUGGCUGUCUGAUCUACCGUCUUCUGACUUCGGGAGGCGGCUGGAAACAAUAGAAUUUGGCCAAAUAGAGAGAUAACAUACCAGGGUGCGGCAAACUGUAGUUACUGUGCUGUCUAGCAGACCUACUCCCUCGGCAUGUUAUCUAUUUGGCCAGUUUCUACUCUUUCCAGAAGCCUGGUAGAGGCUAUGUCUGAUCCACUUAUGGGAUAGCUGUGUGAAUGCAGAUAAUAGGCCCUCUCUACAUUCUGUGCAGCUUGUACAGGAGUGAAGCUACUGCAUUACUAUAUCUCACCGCUCUACAUGUCUCCCACGUGGCUAGUAACAAAAUACAACCAUGAGAAGAGAA